Molecule: messenger RNA, 291 nt
Organism: Trypanosoma grayi
Lineage: Eukaryota; Euglenozoa; Kinetoplastea; Trypanosomatida; Trypanosomatidae
Product: glutaredoxin
Exons: 1
Coding region: 1-291 (96 amino acids)
Source: RefSeq, a predicted model, not a curated record
AUGGUCUCCCUAGCCACACUGAGGGGCGCCAACAAGGUCGUCAUGUUCUCCUGGGUCACAUGCCCCUACUGCAACCGCGCAGAGAAGCUGCUGCAGCCCAUGACGACGGAUCUGAAGAUCCACUACGUGGACAAGAUGGGUGAGGGCGAGGCGCUGCGAGAGGAGAUCCGCAAGUUGUACCAGCACGAGACUGUCCCCGCCAUCUUCAUCAAUGGGGAAUUUGUUGGCGGCUGCAGCGACGUGGAGGCACUUGACCGUGAGGGCAAACUCAGCGCAAUGCUUGGGAAAUGA